UUUUUUUGGGCGUAAGAUGGAGGUGGGCUGAGACUUCGGAUGCAUACAAUACUUCCUCUCGUGGGUUGACUUCUGACUAGCCAGGCCCAGUUAGAGAGAGAGAGAGAGAGAGAGAGAGAGAGAGAGAGAGAGAGAGGGGUGUCGCCAUGGAAGCAGCUUAUGCAGCAGCAGGAGGAUCGGGGCCACCGCCGGUCACCGCGUCGACGCGGCGCUCCUCUUUGACGUCGCCGUCGCGCCGCCAUGUCUUGCCCCACCUGUCACCUCGUCGUCGGCCUUGCUCGUCGCUUAGACUGGUCUCAGAUUCCAACAGGUUCAAGUCUAUCCAGAUCAGAGCUUCUUCUGAAGAGACAUCUAGUCCUGUUGAAGUUGGAGAGAUGUUUGCUGACUUGAAGGAGAAGUGGGAUGCUAUUGAAGACAAAUCCAGAGUCUUCCUUUAUGGUGGUGGAGCAAUAGUUGCUUUUUGGCUGUCAUCCAUUGUAGUUGAGGCUAUCAACUCGGUCCCUUUGCUGCCAAAGGUCAUGGAGCUGGUAGGUCUUGGAUACACAGGAUGGUUUGUCUACAGAUAUUUGCUCUUUAAGUCAAGCAGAAAGGAAUUGGCCAGUGAUAUUGAAGCGUUGAAGAAAAAGAUUGCUGGUAGUGAAUAAAGCUGCAGAAGGACGGGAAGUUGUAUUUCUUAAUUCUGGUAGUAUCUGAGAAGUCAACACGUUUGGCGGAACAUACCCACUUCCUGCUGCUUCCGACGAUGCCGGCAGGCCCAAGAACAUCUUCCCGGCGUUUAUGGAAGCAACCCAUUUGCUCCAAGAACUCGUGAGCUUGCUAAUAUCCCCCGAGCUGUAUUGACAUGGAGGGUUAUUGUAAAACUGUACCCAGACGUAGUCGAAAAGACCGGUGUUAAGCGCAGCCCCCAAAUGACUAUCGGGAUAAGGGCACUGAGGAGCUGCCGUUAAGUA
Molecule: messenger RNA, 950 nt
Organism: Syzygium oleosum
Lineage: Eukaryota; Viridiplantae; Streptophyta; Magnoliopsida; Myrtales; Myrtaceae
Product: protein CURVATURE THYLAKOID 1A, chloroplastic-like
Exons: 6
Coding region: 147-644 (165 amino acids)
Cellular component (GO): chloroplast thylakoid membrane; thylakoid
Source: RefSeq, a predicted model, not a curated record